AUGAUCUCCGGCGUCCUCAUUUUCAAUCAGAAGGGCGAAAAUCUCAUUUUCCGCGCCUUUCGCAACGACUGCCGGCCCCGCCUGGCUGAUGUCUUCCGCAUCCAAGUCAUUUCCAAUGCCCAAGUCCGUUCACCCAUCCUGACCCUUGGGAGCACCACCUUUAGUCAUGUCAAGCAUGAAAAUAUUUAUUUGGUGGCCAUCACCAAGAGCAACGCCAAUGCAGCGUUGGUGUUUGAAUUUCUAUACCGACUGAUCCAGCUAGGAAAGGGAUAUUUCGGCAAGUUUGACGAAGAAGCGGUCAAGAAUAACUUUGUGCUGGUAUACGAGUUGCUCGACGGUAUGCGGCCACACCACUUCCGGCUUCCCAGCAUGUGCGAAACGUCGAAUUCUGACAUUCAAUGGGCUCUAGAAAUUAUUGACUUUGGCUACCCUCAAAAUACCGAGACGGACACGCUGAAAAUGUACAUCACCACCGAAGGCGUCAAAUCCGAGACCAGACCAGAAGAAACGUCCAAGAUUACCAUGCAAGCGACCGGUGCUCUGUCAUGGAGGAAGGCAGAUGUCAAAUACAGGAGAAACGAGGCCUUUGUUGACGUCAUCGAGGAUGUCAACCUGCUCAUGUCUGCGACUGGUGCGGUUCUCCGAGCUGAUGUGAGCGGACAGAUUGUCAUGCGAGCGUAUCUAUCCGGCACACCAGAAUGCAAGUUUGGUCUGAACGACAGAUUACUGCUCGACAAUGACGGCCUGCUCACACUGCCCAGCGGAAACCGAAUGGGCACAAAGGCGACCAAGGCGGCAGCCGGUAGUGUUUCCCUCGAGGAUUGCCAGUUCCACCAGUGCGUCAAGCUGGGCAAGUUCGAUACCGACAGAAUCAUCAGCUUCGUGCCACCCGACGGCGAAUUUGAGCUGAUGCGCUAUCGCGCCACGGAAAACGUAAACCUACCCUUCAAGGUCCACGCCAUUGUUAAUGAAGUUGGACGCACCAAGGUCGAAUACAGCAUAGGAGUCAAGGCCAAUUUCGGCUCCAAGUUAUUUGCCACCAACGUUGUUGUACGGAUUCCGACCCCUUUAAACACUGCCAAGAUUGUUGAGCGGGUGACACAAGGCAAAGCAAAGUAUGAGCCUAGUGAAAACUGUAUUGUCUGGAAGAUUGGUCGGUUCACCGGCCAAAGCGAAUAUGUACUCAGCGCCGAGGCUAUAUUGACAAGCAUGACGAAUCAGCGGGCGUGGAGCCGCCCACCAUUAAGCAUGAACUUUAGCCUUCUCAUGUUCACGAGUUCGGGGUUACUCGUACGCUAUCUCAAGGUAUUUGAGAAGAGUAAUUACUCCAGUGUGAAGUGGGUUCGAUACAUGACCAGGGCAGGGUCGUAUGAGAUCAGGUUGGUCGCACAUCUUGUUGCGUAUCUCUUCCACAUCGACCGACUAAUUUGA
Messenger RNA from Metarhizium album ARSEF 1941, 1431 nucleotides. Its product is annotated as AP-2 complex subunit mu-1. Gene Ontology annotation, cellular component: cytoplasmic vesicle; AP-2 adaptor complex. Gene Ontology annotation, biological process: clathrin-dependent endocytosis; intracellular protein transport. The record is from RefSeq and is a predicted model, not a curated record. Gene Ontology annotation, molecular function: clathrin-cargo adaptor activity. Lineage: Eukaryota; Fungi; Ascomycota; Sordariomycetes; Hypocreales; Clavicipitaceae. Bases 1 to 1431 code for a protein of 476 amino acids. The transcript has a single exon.